Messenger RNA from Procambarus clarkii (red swamp crayfish), 4507 nucleotides. Its product is annotated as serine/arginine repetitive matrix protein 1. The record is from RefSeq and is a predicted model, not a curated record. NCBI's taxonomy places the organism in Eukaryota, Metazoa, Arthropoda, Malacostraca, Decapoda, Cambaridae.
GGGUAUAUUCAAAACAAACGAAACUUGUUUGAUUGGCUGAGGUGUUGGAGGGCGCGGGCGGUGAUUGGCUGGCGCCGCCGAGCCCGGCUCUCAUUGGUCGACCCCGGCCAGGCCUGCGUCACACUCACUCCUCACAAACAAUACUCUCUCUGAAUUUUCCGAUUUUACCGACGAAGGCGGCGUAUUUCUCCUGGCGAAGUGGUGUGCGUGUGCGCGAGUGUUUUGGCUGAGCGAGGAGGGCGCGAGGAGAGCGGGCAAUGGCUAUCUCGCCUCGCAAACGGAGUGUGGAUGGGCGUCUCAAAUCCAUCCCUAAAGGAGGGAAAAAGGAAUCUGCUGAUGAUGAAUGGCUCCCUGCAACAAAUUACCUGUCGGCAGAAUCUCAAUCUUUAUCGAAGAGAGUGGUUGGCAAGAGAAGCCCAGUUGUUGCUUCAAAGGCCAAGAGCAGAGAAGUGUCACGUCCGAAUCGCAGACAGACCCUGAUACUGAAGAGGAUAGAUGUUCCUUUGAAUUUUGAAAUUACUUCACCAGCUUCCACCAUUCGAAAAACACGAAGGCAGUCAAUGGCUCAUUUCGGCAAGAGAGAGAGUGUGCAAACAAAUCUUCAGACCACCAAACUACCAGUGCCAAUAGAUGACAAAUUAAGUCCAGUGAAGAUUUCUAAAGUUAAACUGCCACCUAGUAAACCACCUCCAGCCAGAAAAAUCGUCUCCAUGCCAGAUAUGAUAAAGACAGACAGAUCAGUUACAAGAGUGCAGGAUACAAAGGGUGACACGAAACUGCUUAGACAAAAAUCCAGUUGUUCGCCCGACAAACAAACCUAUUAUACUCGCCAUAGGUCACUUCGAUCGUCUAGCAGUGUGCGUGCCGAGGGAAACAAGAAGAGAAAGGUUGAAGCGGAAGUUACAGAGCAGUUUCAGAUUGAACCAUCAUCAAAGAGGAGGAAGCUAGGACCAUCCUUGAAUAAAAAUUUAGAAAUUGGGCAUAUGGUCAGAUCAUCAUUGAAGCUUGUAAAGGGAAAGGCUUUAACCUAUUCACCGAAACCCGAAAGAAAGAAUGCAGCCCAAUCACCAAAACUCGAAAGAAAGAAUGCAGUCCAAUCACCAAAACCUGAAAGAAAGAAUGCAGUCCAAUCACCAAAACCUGAAAGAAAGAAUGCAGUCCAAUCACCAAAACCCGAAAGAAAGAAUGCAGUCCAAUCACCAAAAUCCGAGAGAAAGAAUGCAGUCCAAUCACCAAAACCUGAAAGAAAAAAUGCAGUCCAAUCACCAAAACCCGAAAGAAAGAAUGCAGUCCAAUCACCAAAACCCGAAAGAAAGAAUGCAGUCCGAUCACCAAGACCCGAAAGAAAGAAUGCAGUCCCAUCACCAAAACCCGAAAGAAAGAAUGCAGUCCGAUCGCCUAAACCCGAAAGAAAGAAUGCAGUCCGAUCACCAAGACCCGAAAGAAAGAAUGCAGUCCCAUCACCAAUACCCGAAAGAAAGAAUGCAGUCCAAUCACCAAGACCCGAAAGAAAGAAUGCAGUCCGAUCACCAAAACCUGAUAAAAGAGCUGCUCUCCAGUCACAGUCACCAAAACUGGAACAGAAGGAUGCAAUCCAAUCAUCUAAUCUUAAGAGAAAGAGAGAUGUAAGCCAGUCACCAGAGCUGAAGAAAUCCAGGGGUGCAAGUCGGGCACUGGAGCUAAGAAUGAAGGAUACUUUGGAAACGUCUAAGCAAGAGAGAGAUUCGAGUAUAUCACUAAACCCUACAAUGACUAAGAAUACAAAAAAAUCGCCAAAACUCUUGAGGACAAGGGAUAAGUCACCAGAACUUAAAAAAGCAGUGAGUGUAAAUAAAUCACCGAGGAUUGCAGUCCGGUCACCAAAGAUAACACGAGCAGUCAGCACAAUACAAUCGCCAAAGAUUACAAGAACAAAAAGUAUUACCCUGUCUCGAAAAAUUAACAUAGUUAAAUCUCCGAUCCCGUCCCCUGUCAAUCGGAAGAAUUCAUUAGGCAUAUUAAAGAGCUCCACCACUCAUUCUCGGGCAGAGGUAAGCAUUAACAGUACAGCUGCACUCCAUGAAAAUAUAAGCCGUAGUAUUGCAAGGGUUAUCCUCACAAGGCCAGUAAGAAUGAAUACAGCACCAUCUCCACGCCCUAAAUUACACUUGAAAACAGUUUCAACACCAUCACCUAAGCCUCCAAGAAUGACAAGGUCUAGUACCAAAAGUUCUAAAAGGGUUAGAAUAGUUUCGGCUAGUCCAGAAUCGUUUAGUGCCGUCAGAAAGACCCCAUCUUCUAAGAGGAAACUUCAAUCAAAACCAGAUAUUGAUAUAGGCUCCACUCCAGUGCUACCAUCUGCCCGUGUUCAACUACAGCUCCUAAGACGGUCAUCUCCUCUGCGAACCACAUGCAAAGCUUCUAACGGAAAGGUUAAACCCUUUACUCCGAAACCUGAUCCUCUGCCAAGCCAUAUAUUGAAGCAAACACUAAAGAAGAAGGUGGAUUAUGAGAGGGAGACUGUAACACAGAUGAAAGACAUUGGUCUGGAUAAUGGAGAGUGUGGCACCCCAAAUCAGGAGAGUGAAGACCCAUUGGAUAUCCCAAGUACUCCAUUCUCAACUUCUAACUUGCCUCCAACACCAAAAUCCUCACGCCAGCAUCAAAUCUCUCGUGUUGACAGAUGGUGUGUGGUACCACGCAGAGCAAUAAAUGAGAAUGUGACUUCAAAGUCCACCUUAUUCUCAUCAGUAAAUGUGUGUAUGGAAUCAUCACAGGCUUUAGAUAAGCCUACGUGUGAGCAAACUUUACCUUUGUGCUCGGCAAUUCCGCGAAGUAGCACACCCAUUGAAGACUCCUCAAGAUUGGAUUGUUUUACUGCAGAUACUACUGUGAAAGAUUCAACUACAGAGUGUGAAGCAGACUCAUCGGUUGAGUUUUCUAACACGUGCGUAUCGGACAACAAUGAGGAGGAGGAUGAUGGCAGUGAUGAUGGUGAUGUUUCAGGAGAGAGUGGGGGUGAGGCCACAUCACCACCACAAAGUAGGAAAAGCUACUGCAUGGUAAUGUAGAAUUGCUGAAGUUGACAUAAUCAUUUGGUUUAUAAAAGUAUUGCUAAGGAUAUAGUUUUUCCCUAGUUGGGGCUUGAUUUUUAGAAGGUUCAGGCAAUCCUCUCUCACCCCCAAGCAUAUAUCUUUUCAUAGAAAAUGUAUUCCUUUAGAGGUGAAAUAAGUUAACAUUUAUCUUAAUGAAGGUAUUUAAGAGUGCCCCUCACUAAGUGCUCAACAUGAAUAUGUUGAAUGAGGCUUUGUUUACUCAUACCAUGCCGUCCAUUCAUGACAACACUUGCCAUUAAAAUUAUAAAUACUAUUUUAUUUGCAUUUUGACGAGUUGAAGUAUCAUGCGUGUCAUAAGUUGAGCUAUGUAUUGAUUCAACAUAUGGCUUGGCCAUCAGUCUACUGGAUACAAGGGGCAAUUUGAUCUCAUUAUUGGAAGACAGGAGUAAGAGUUACUGUAACAGUUCACCUCAUCAAUGUAAACUGAGCAUAUAUAUACUGGGAGCUGUUAUAUGCAGUAGUGCCCAACUACUUGGGGCUGGACGGUAGAAAGACGGUCUCGCUUCUUGCAGGUCGGCAUUCAAUCCCGGACCGUCCAUGUGGUUGGGCACCAUUCCUUUUCCCUCAUCCUAUCAUAAAUGUUUAUACUGAUCCCUUUCAAGUGCUAUAUAGUUGUAAUGGCUUGGCACUUUCUCCUGAUAGUUCCCUUCUAUGCAGUAGUUCAAGAAUAUGGUUAUAAUAAUUACCAUUUUCAUGUGGUAAGUUUUCUAAAUCUGUAUAAUAGACUUAAGGUCUCACAAGACAAGCCUGGUGCCAGGGGGUAGAAGAACUCCCAGAACCCCCAUCCAGGUAUAAUAUUAUACUCCAAAUUAGUUUUUUUUUUUUUUUUUGUAUGGCAUAAAUCACAUUAGGAGGUUCCCAACUUAAGUAGUUGCUCUUUUUGUCAUGGAUGUUUGUGAUUCUUUUUAUUUUUAUUUAUUUUUCAUUUUGUUUUAUAUAUUUAUAUAUACAAGAGUUCUUACAUUCUUGUACAAAAGUGUGCAUAUUAUUUAUAGUGGAUUGUUUUCAUCUUAUUUCACUUAUAUAAUACAAUAGGGGUCAGUUUUAAUUUAAUUUUCACAAGCAUUGCAGAUUUGUAUACAAAAACUAUCAGUUUUGAAAUUCAUUGCAGGGAAAAAGAAAGAAGCUUGCAUAUCAUUCUCCAUUUUUAAUUGUCUGGAAAAAAAUGUAACUUUUAUUUUGUGCUUGUAAAACAAGUUCACAUUUUCUUACGUGAAAUGAGCAGCAACUUUUAGAUGGGCAGAAAUGGCAUAUGGUAGCCUGAAACUGUAGUUGUGAAGUAAUGUUUUUAGAUUAUAUCUUUAUUGUAGUUUUAAAUGGAUCCAUUGGUCAUAUUAGGUGACAAUUUUUCUGUCACCGGAUAAUUUUCUAAAAUAUUAAAUGUGAAAGGACUGCACAAAGUGCUAACUGAA